AUGUUGGUGGAACGAUCCAAGUUGUAUCUGAUAAGCAUGCCGCUACAUCGCUCAUACUUGCCAAUUUGGUCGCCCGACGAAUGCGCAAAUUCCGAGAUAACGAGGACGACUUCACCGGCUCUGGGACUACUCCAUCUCCUGUCAAGUCUCAGCUCAAAUGAUACCGAUGACGUUAGCCACGAAUUCCUGCGGGGCAUAGCCUAUUCUAUGGAUCUUACGACCAUGCCUGAGAACUUGUUGCUUCUGGUUCUCCCGAUGCUGCUACAUGUUGAUACAAAACUUCCGACCCCCGAGGACCUUCAUGCUCUGCAUGAAUUUGCUGAAGCGUCGCCAAUGCACCGAGAGCAUGUGGAAACAUGGUUGAGAUCUGAACCGGCUCAAAGCACACUUGAACAAGUUUUCAAGCCAUGGGUGAACUACUACAGCUUCAAACCCGCGUACCGAUGCAGAGGCGAGAUUGCGGCUUACAAAGCUAGUCGAGGUGGUGCUGGGUUUAACUAUGCGUACGAAUUCGUGAAGGAGUGUCAAUGUACAAGCUGCCUCUCACUUCUCGGCAAUCUUGGAUUGGUCGAUUUCAGGAACUACGACCAAAAUGGGAGGAGUUUCCUCCAUGCAGCUAUUGAGGGCGGAGAUGCCGAAAGUGUACUGUUCAUUGUCGCUACCUUGCUGAAAGGAGGCUUGGAUCCUCGUCACUUUCCCACGUCUAUCGAUGGGAUGUCUAUUCCCCACCAUGUCGCUUUGAUGCAUGACAAUGAUGUCUUUGGGGGGGUCGUUGAGUUUCUAGAGGAUGCCGGCUACCCUCUAUCUGUGUGGAACGAUGAUGGCCUCAAGCCUGAGCUGUGCAGCUUCAUCACUGCCGAAAUGGCCGAACGGCUCCUGUCGAAAGGAUUCAAUAUCACCAAGCUGCCCAGAAAUACUCUUCCAAUGUAUCUGCCCAAUGAGGAUGACCCCGAGUACGAGUCCGGCGAGGAAUGGGACCGCGAUGCAGGAUAUGGUGAUCCGAUCAUCCGGGACGAAAACUUCGACCCCGACAAUGACAAGCUCGACCCAAAGUCCAUUCAAUAUGAUGCGGUCGCAGUCAAUCCCAUCGAACUUCAUCCCACCUCUCGAACAAUCUGGCACCGGGCAAUCGAGAAUCCCGAAGGUCCACGAAUCCUUGACUGGCUCUUGGAUCACUCGUAUACCCAGCCAGGGCGUCGGACCGACUUCGACCGAGAUAAUGGUGAGACUGCUCUGGUAGCUGCCGCAAGAGGAGACGAGCCAGCUGGCAUUGAUUGGUUCUGUCAAAACUGUGAUCCCAUGGCGGGGAGGGUCCGAAAUUCCCAGCAUACCGAGGCACAGAUGCCUAUGCGUUACAAGUAG
Molecule: messenger RNA, 1362 nt
Organism: Penicillium egyptiacum
Lineage: Eukaryota; Fungi; Ascomycota; Eurotiomycetes; Eurotiales; Aspergillaceae
Source: the annotation of a GenBank genome assembly